Messenger RNA from Candidula unifasciata, 214 nucleotides. The record is from the annotation of a GenBank genome assembly. Lineage: Eukaryota; Metazoa; Mollusca; Gastropoda; Stylommatophora; Geomitridae.
AACUAAGCCCUGUGAACAAGAUGAUGUUACAUAUGAUUCCAAUGAUACUCCUCCAUCCUUCACGCCAGCCAAGACGUAUCUCUUACAUACAAAUAUUUGGGAAACACUGCGCCAUGCUGAUGCAGAAGAGUACAGACGAUUGCGUAUGUUGCCUGGUGACAUCACCAAUGGAUGUCUUCAUCUCCGGAAAGCAAACACGUUAGGGAUUAGAUGA